Lymnaea stagnalis (great pond snail) is the source of this 813-nucleotide messenger RNA. The record is from the annotation of a GenBank genome assembly. Lineage: Eukaryota; Metazoa; Mollusca; Gastropoda; Lymnaeidae.
CUUGAUUCACAUGAAUGCCAGCAAGAAAUAUUAGCUCCUAUUCGCAAAAGUUUUCAUUUCCCAUUUUCCACUUCUGGCCAUGAAUUCACCAGAGUGCAAUCUGUUUAUAACUCCGAAUUGACUGGCAAGGUAAGAUAAAGCUGUACUGUUUCAUUUCUGGUUUAAUUUUAUGCUACCUUUUAUCUGUGCCUGUACAUUUAUACAAAUUUUUGUUGUUCCUCAUUGUAUCAUUAUAGCCUUUGUCAUUCUCUUAUCAUCUUAGUAUUUGGAGAAACGAAAAGAAAUGAAAAGUAGUGGAUACCCUGAUGCAUUGCUUGCUGACAAUUUUGCUUUUAUAGCUAUUGAACAUCCGUCUACUGUAAGUUUUUGAUUUUUCAGCGUUGUAAAUUUGUUUUUUUUGUAAGUUUUUUUUUUUCAAAGUUAAUUAACUGAUUACAAUUUAGUUAUGAAAAAAAACAUAAGUAUCAGAUUUUUGGCCUUUACUUAUGUGACAGUUAUCAAAUUUUCUUAUUGAAUUGUCAGUAUAGUUGUUUAAAACAAUGGUGAUAGUUUGCAAAUAAUGCAGUAUAUUUGUUUUAUUAAUUUCAUUUUCCUGCAUUCCUCCUUGUUUAUUUACGUAUGUAAUUAAAUGCCUUCAUAAGUUUUCUUUUCACACUAUAAAUUUGAAGAAAAUACAACAGACAUUGUGUCCGUUCAUUAAAGAAAAAACUGUUUAAUUUAAGUGUAGCUGUUAAAACCUUCUAUGCUAUGAAAUACAAUUUUUAGGUAGCAAAACUGUGUAAGGAUGGCAUUAGAUGUGGCAAUCAACAGUUC